AGUGUAACUCGCCGGAAGCGGCUGGAGGAUCCUCCGCGCAAUUUGCCGACGCCCUACGACCGCGAUGAGGGAGGGCAGACUGCUUCCGCGAGGAUGAUGUGCCUGCGCCUUUCCAUAAACACACGUUAGGAUGACGGAGACGCGGUCUGGCGAUGCUCCUGUCAUGUGCAGGAUGCGAGAAACCGAUAAUGGAUCAGUAUCUGCUGAACGUUUUGGACCGUGCAUGGCACGUCGAGUGCGUGCGCUGCUUCGACUGCAGAGCCGCGUUGCAGGACAAAUGCUUCUCCAGGGAGGCCAAGCUCUUCUGCAGGAACGACUUCUUCAGGCGAUACGGUACCAAGUGCGGCGGUUGCCUGCAAGGGAUAAACCCGCAGGACCUCGUGAGGAAGGCGAGGGACAAGGUUUUCCACCUGAAUUGCUUCACCUGCGUGGUGUGUCGGAAGCAGAUGAGCACCGGCGAGGAGCUCUACGUCCUGGACGACAACAAGUUCGUCUGCAAGCAGGACUACCUGUCGGGCAAGCCACUGCCGGAUCCGCAUCACGUGCACAGCCAUCACGAACCGUCCAACCUGUCGGCAGGCGGAGACUCGCUGAUGGGCUCUGGAUCGGAAGACGAGGACGAGGACGGUAGUGGUGGCCACCACCACCACCACGAUCCUGCCGUGCGCAACGCUCACCUGGGGACGCACAACAUUGGUCCGGGUGGUCCCGGAGACCAGACUGUUGGACAUGGUGGCGAUUUACCUCUCGGGAAUGAUUCCUGCAAGCAGGAGGACUCCGAGGAUCAAGGUUCCCUGGACGGCGAUCCCGAGACGAGGGACAGCCAGACGGAGAACAAGAGCCCGGAUGGCGGCGCCGGUGGUGGCAGCGGCGAUGGCAGCGCCGGCUCGAAACGACGCGGUCCAAGGACCACCAUAAAGGCGAAGCAACUGGAGAUCCUGAAGACGGCCUUCUCGUCGACCCCAAAACCCACCAGGCACAUCAGGGAGCAGUUGGCGAAAGAGACCGGGCUGCCCAUGAGGGUCAUACAGGUCUGGUUCCAGAACAAGAGGAGCAAAGAGCGCAGGCUGAAGCAGUUGACGUCAAUGGGCAGGAACCCCUUCUUCGGCGGCUCGCGUAAGAUGCGUGGCUUCCCGUUGAACCUGAACCCAGGCGCCCUCGGCGGCGAGGACGGCCCGCCACCAGGCUUCCCGUAUUUCGGCGCGGACAAAUUCGAGUUCGGCUACGGCGGCCCGGUGGCCUUCCACCACGAGUUCUUCGGCGCGCAUCCACCCCCACACCCUCACGGGCCGCACUUUGCCGCGGGAAAUCCAGGCCUGGACCCGGCCAGUUUAGCGGGCAUGGCAGCGGCAGUGGCGGUGGCAGGGGAGUACCCACCUCCGGGCGCAGGGGGCGGCCCUCCGGAAUUUCUCACGGGGCCCCCCGGGCAGGGGCCCCCUGCGCCCACCGGCGGCAGCCCCGGCGAGUUCCUAGCACCUUCAGGUGGUGGCCAGGGUAAUCCGGGUAGCGGCGGCGGCGGGAACGGCGGCGGCGGCCCGGGUGGCGGCGGCGGGCCGGGAAGCGGCGGGGUACCGGCCGGCAGCUUCCUCGAGCCGCACCAGAUGCAGAGCGAAGGGCUGGCCUGGUAGUACGAGUUUUAAUUAACGUCCCUUAUAAUAAUAAUAAUAAUUCCGCCCGCGCGCCCAAGACUGCGCGGAGGACACGCGGACGCCGAGAGGCGAGAGCGAGCGGGCGAGCGAGAGCGGACGUCGACAAUGACGAUGACAACGACGACGACGACGCCGGCGAUCUCGAGGUCCGUGGGCGAGCGGAAGCCGCCUCGCUGUUCGCCUUCCCGUUUCCCGUUUCGUUUUCCUACGGCAUUCUUCCGUUCUUUUCGCGCUCCUCCCUCGCACUCGAGCUCGAGUCGCUGGACCUCGGUCGAUUCGAAUCUCUCUCCCGGCUCUUUCUCCUCCUCGCACUCCCCAUGUAAGAUACGGAAACGCGCGCGAGAAGCGUUCGCCCGCGCGCCUUGGUCCCACGGUUAUCGUUGUCGACGCGGUUCGGCACGCUAUUAUCUUUAUUAUCACGCGCUUCGGCGUCGCGACGCCGACGUUACUAUUUUCAUUAUUAUUAUUAUUAUUAUUAUUAAUAUUAUUAUUGUGUAUAAAAUUCGAAAGUCCCGAUCGUGUAAUAUUGUACCCUCCCUGUUGAUUAUUUUUUUUGACGUUACUUUCGAUACACCCUGUAGAUAUCUGCUGUUACAAUGUACACCUGAAUAUAAAGACACACACGUACACGAACGAUUCGCUGGACACACGGUACACGCGCAUACACGGUACACGUACACGCGACUUCACGAGAGUGCAUACAUGCACAAACACGAAUCGCGGCACUUGAAGAGACACGCUGUAUUAAUAUUAUUAUUAAAGUAUAAAUAUAAAUAGGAAAUGUGUAAUUUGUAUCUGUUAAGGCGACGAGAUCGAUGUAAAUACACACGUGAAACACACCACCCAUCCACCCUCUUUGCUGAAGAAAUCGCGCGCGUGCAACUUUGCGAUUGGCGCGUACGGCUGGAUCUCGCCGAACGCCACCAGAAGUGAAACUCUCUUUCUCUCAUUCUAUAUAUAUACAUAUAUGUGUAUCGUUGAUACAGCACACACGAGAGAUAAGGCAGAUCGAGAAGAGACGCGCCGCCGCGACGCGCAUAACGAUUAUAAAUAUUAUAAUAAACCACCUCGUAUUUCCGUA
Ooceraea biroi (clonal raider ant) is the source of this 2730-nucleotide messenger RNA. RefSeq names its product LIM homeobox 1 (gene Lim1). Gene Ontology annotation, molecular function: DNA-binding transcription factor activity, RNA polymerase II-specific; RNA polymerase II transcription regulatory region sequence-specific DNA binding; zinc ion binding. Gene Ontology annotation, cellular component: nucleus. The record is from RefSeq and is a predicted model, not a curated record. Gene Ontology annotation, biological process: regulation of transcription by RNA polymerase II; neuron differentiation. NCBI's taxonomy places the organism in Eukaryota, Metazoa, Arthropoda, Insecta, Hymenoptera, Formicidae.